CAAACAUGGCAGUGAUGAGGCGCUUGGUGGCGCUGUCCCUCCUGGUGACGUGCGCGGCGUGCCUGCCGGCCGCCUCCAUGGACUCCCCCAACUCGAGAAACUCCAUCCAGACCGGGGACGACCUCAUGGACUCCAUCUACAGCGACUGCCUCAACAAGGGAUCGGUCUCUUGUGUGAAGUACAAGCUCUUCUCCUUCGUCGACAAGGUCCUGAGCACCAAGGACUCCUUCAGCCUGACAGAAGGCGUGACCGUGGUGAAGACGGCAGGAGCUGCUCCUGUGGGCGAUGGUGCCCCUAGGGCUCUCACACAAGACGAUGUCCAGACUCAGGACGUGGAGACGAUGGUAGCCAACAGAGUAGAGCGCUUCCUGCAGACGCACACUGUCAAGAUCGACCUCAAGGGAAGUGACGUUCUGAACGCCGCCUCCUCCGCCGGCAGAGCCUUGGGCAUAAUCGAUGACGGAACUGUGGUCGACGACGGUGCUGAGGAAACCGGCAGAAAGAAAAUCAAGAAGGGUGGCAAGAUCCUACUGCCUCUGCUGUUGAUGCUGAAGCUGAAGGCUGCCGCGCUGCUGCCGCUGGCUCUCGGAGCCAUCGCGCUGAUAGCCGGUAAGGCUCUGCUGAUCGGCAAGAUCGCCCUGCUGCUGGCCUCCAUCAUCGCGCUGAAGAAGCUGUUAUCGGGUCAGCAAAAGACAGUAACCUACGAGAUAGUGAGCCACCCGCAUCACUCGUCCAGCCACGAGCAUCACGGACACGAUUCCUUCUCCAGCGGGGGAGGUGACAUCGGAGGUGGUGGCUAUGGAGGCGGUGGUCACGGUGGAUGGGGCCGCAGCGCCGACGCACAUGACCUCGCUUACAGUGCGUACGCACCCGCGAAACAGUGAAUAUUCUGACUGUGCCAAACCCACCUCGCAGGCCUGCCUGCAGCCAGUACGUCAAUACUCAGUCUUGUUGUUUUCUUAAUUUAUUGUUACGUAAUUUAUUUUGUUACUUGCCAACUGUAAAUAUGGGCUUGCUGUUGUAUAUAGACUUAUCGUAUUCCAAGGCUAUUAAGCACUCUGAUAGACAAACCAAAGAUGUACUGUGUAGCCGUCAAUAGCAGUUCUUCCUGUUCUGUGCUUCCGUUAAGUUAUGAAUAAAUGUUA
This is a messenger RNA of Homalodisca vitripennis (glassy-winged sharpshooter), 1145 nucleotides long. Its product is annotated as keratin, type II cytoskeletal 1b. NCBI's taxonomy places the organism in Eukaryota, Metazoa, Arthropoda, Insecta, Hemiptera, Cicadellidae. Bases 6 to 884 code for a protein of 292 amino acids. The record is from RefSeq and is a predicted model, not a curated record. The transcript has 3 exons.